AUGAAUCAGCAGGUGCAGAAGGACACCCUCUACGUCGGUAUGUCUCCCCUCUCUCUCUCUCUCUCUCUCUCUCUGCGAGCCCUGAUGAGGCUUACAUAGUGCUUGGAUGGGCGGGGGGGAUGGCGCAGGGGGGUUGGCGGAGGAGGUGAACGAGUCCAUUCUUCACGCGGCGUUCAUACCCUUCGGGGAGAUCAAGGACGUGAAGACGCCCUUGGACCAGGCCACCCAGAAGCACCGAUCUUUCGGCUUCGUCACCUUCCUCGAGAAGGAGGACGCCACAGCCGCCAUGGACAACAUGGACGGCGCCGAGCUCUACGGCAGGGUCCUCACUGUCAACUACGCCCUCCCGGAGCGGAUCAAGGGCGGGGAGCAGGGCUGGGCCGCCCAACCCCGUGAGUUCACGAACACUCCUCUUCUCUCUCCUCUCUCUCUCUCUCUCUCUCUCUCUCUCUCUCUCUCUCUCUCUCUCUCUCUCUCCCCCCUCUCAUUGUUUCAGUGGAACUCGAUUCUGGGCUCCCUCUAGGGUUCCUGGGGGCAUCUCCCAUCUCCCUCUUGUCAGGUUAUUGAUUCCUUUCUUGAGCUGAAUCGGGUCUUCCACCGAAGGAAUUGGGUCUCUCAAGCCCUAACCUUAUGUUCUAUCCAAAUGGGAGCGUAUCAAAAAUCGCUCAAUCUUCUCUCUCUCUCUCUCUCUCUCUCUCUCUCUCUCUCUCUCUCUCUCUCUCUCUCUCUCUCUCUCUCUCUCUCUCUCUUCAUUCCCAGUGAUAAUCGAUUGAUGGCCAUACUUCGAUCGAAAAUUUUCUACCCUCACAUUUUUUUUAUUAUUGAUGAUCUGUUUUUUGUUUAAUUUUUGGAAGUCUGGGCGGAUGCUGAUACCUGGUUCGAGAGGCAGCAGCAAGAGGAGGAGAUGAAGCGACUGCAGGCCGAAAACGAGGCUGCCAUGAAAGCUGCAGAGGAGCUGCACAGAAAGAAGGUGGCUGAAGAACGCGAUGGGGAGAAGGAAGAAGAAACAGAGGCUACGGACCCCAUGGCGAUUGCAGAAGCAGAGGCUCUGAAGAGUUCUCAGUGA
Molecule: messenger RNA, 1066 nt
Organism: Spirodela intermedia
Lineage: Eukaryota; Viridiplantae; Streptophyta; Magnoliopsida; Alismatales; Araceae
Source: the annotation of a GenBank genome assembly